AUCAUGGGGAAGUCGUUCGCCAACUUCAUGUGCAAGAAAGACUUCCACCCGGCCUCCAAGUCCAAUAUCAAGAAGGUAUGGAUGGCAGAACAGAAGAUAUCUUACGACAAGAAGAAACAGGAAGAGUUAAUGCAACAGUACCUUAAAGAGCAGGAAUCUUAUGACAACAGAUUGCUUAUGGGUGAUGAACGUGUGAAGAAUGGUCUAAAUUUUAUGUAUGAGGCACCACCAGGAGCCAAGAAGGAAGAGACCAAAGAGCAAGAGGGAGAAACAGAGUACAAAUUUGAAUGGCAAAAAGUAGCUCCACGUGAAAAAUAUGCUAAGGAUGACAUGAACAUUAGAGAUCAGCCAUUUGGUAUCCAGGUGCGGAAUGUGAGAUGCAUUAAAUGUCACAAGUGGGGCCAUGUAAAUACAGAUCGAGAAUGCCCCUUAUUUGGUCUCUCUGGGAUUAAUGCCAGCUCUGUUUCCAAUGAUGGAUCAGGGCCGUCAAUGCACCCCUCGGAGCUAAUAGCGGAGAUGAGAAACAGUGGGUUUGCUCUGAAACAAAAUGUGCUGGGGAGAAACUUGACCGCAAAUGAUCCAUCACAGGAAUUUGUUGCAAGUGAAGGAGAAGAUGACCCAGAAGUGGAAUUUUUAAAAUCCUUGACUACUAAGCAAAAACAAAAACUUUUGAGGAAACUGGACCGCCUGGAGAAAAAGAAGAAGAAUAAAAAGAAAGAUCGUAAGAAGAAAAAGCAGCAGAAGAGAAAAAGCAAAAGUAAACACAGGAAACAUAAGAGCAGUUCCUCUUCCACAUCCUCCAGUGAGUCUUCAGUAAGCAGCAGCAGUGGAGAGACUGACAGGCCAGAUAAAGCGGCACAAAAGAAGAUGGAUUCUAAGGCAAGAAGAAAAGGCAAGUUUUCAGAGGCGAGCAGCAGCAAUUCUGAAGGGGAGGCGAAGACGAAGGGGAAACUUUACGGAGAGCGCUCCAGCAGUCAUGGUAACAAGGACAAAGGUAGGGAGAAGUAUAGACUUUUAAAGCAAGACAGUUCUGGGGAGAACAACAAACGGAGCUCCCGGGAGAGCAAAAGAGAGCCCGCGAGCAGAAACGAGGAUGGCACAGACAAGAGAAGGGAAUCCGAAAGUCACAGGAGCGCCAGCAAAAGCCGGGAGGAGAGAAGCGGGAGAGGUUCCCGCGCAAGGCACAGAAGCCGCAGCCCCCCACCAAAGUGGCACAGGGGGAACAAAACCGAAAGCCACCCCUCGGGCCUUUCCAGGGAGCAACGCAAACGCAGGGACUGCGAGAGAGAGGCGUCUGUGGAGAGGGAGCCGAGAAAGAGGAGCCGGAGCAGGGAGAGGAAAAAAUAGAUCAUGUGGGAGGCAAACACAACCUCUCGUCUCUUCUGUUGUUCCUUUUGUUCUCGAGAAC
Messenger RNA from Euleptes europaea (tarantolino), 1408 nucleotides. It is a transcript of the gene CIRSR, whose product is annotated as corepressor interacting with RBPJ, CIR1. Gene Ontology annotation, biological process: negative regulation of DNA-templated transcription. NCBI's taxonomy places the organism in Eukaryota, Metazoa, Chordata, Lepidosauria, Squamata, Sphaerodactylidae. The coding region runs from base 4 to 1347 and encodes 447 amino acids. The record is from RefSeq and is a predicted model, not a curated record. Gene Ontology annotation, molecular function: transcription corepressor activity. The transcript has 10 exons. Gene Ontology annotation, cellular component: nucleus.